Molecule: messenger RNA, 880 nt
Organism: Kockovaella imperatae
Lineage: Eukaryota; Fungi; Basidiomycota; Tremellomycetes; Tremellales; Cuniculitremaceae
Product: riboflavin kinase-domain-containing protein
Exons: 4
Coding region: 116-829 (237 amino acids)
Biological process (GO): riboflavin biosynthetic process; FMN biosynthetic process
Cellular component (GO): mitochondrion
Molecular function (GO): riboflavin kinase activity
Source: RefSeq, a predicted model, not a curated record
GGUAGCAUUUCGAACUCUGCAUCCCUCGCUCAUUUACAUCUACACCGAGCAUCACAGUCCUCAUACUGAAACCCCGGAGCCGUAUCAAGCUCGUGUCUCCAGACCUCCCACCAUCAUGUCUGGCUCCAACGCAGCCCCCAUGGCCCCGAUCAGUCGGGAAACCCGACCAUCUAUCGUAGGUGGUGAUGAGCCCGAAUCGCCGUAUCCUAUUCAACUGAGAGGAUCAGUGACGAAGGGUUUUGGUAGAGGUGCCAGAGAGCUAGGUAUACCGACGGCCAACCUUCCGGACUCCUCCCUCCCGCCUUUGAACGAUCUUCAUCUCACAGGUAUCUUCUACGGUUUUGCUCGGGUUCAUUCAAGUCCAUCGACAUCUAAAUCCGUAUCGGGAUACAUGGCAUCUGCUCCGGAGCGUUCCCAAGAUGAACCUUCCACAACCUUGUCACCCGAAACCAUCUCGUCACUGCCUAGUCGGACGGCGCCCUACCCUCCGGCUGCCGAUGCCGAACCUCCAGCUGCUGAGCCCAAAACUCUGAGUGCUGAGGACUCGAGAGUGUGGCCAAUGGUCAUGAGUGUGGGAUGGAAUCCGUACUACAAGAACGAGAAGAUUACAGCGGAGGUCCACAUUUUACACCCUUUCGCACACAACUUUUACGGACACGACAUGUCGGUUUUAGUGACGGGCUAUAUUCGGCCAGAGCUUGACUAUGUAUCUAAGGAGGCCCUCAUCGAAGAUAUCAACACGGAUGCUAGAGUCGCUCUCAACUCGCUGGCUAGGCCAGCUUACGCUGCAUUAGCUUCAGAUCCCUUUCUCGCGCCUUCGAGCAAGUGAUCAGGCUGAAGUGUGGGUCAAUCACUCAGCGUCAAUCGAUAGAGUCAAACG